CAUGAGAACAUAUUUCUUUCAAUUUUAAAGGAUUUUUUGCUAAUUGGAUGUCUUUUAUAUUCUAAAAUACUUUAAAUAGCUUCUGCGGUAUAUCUCUUUACUUUUGUUUGACCUAUUUAUAUCAAACAAGGCAUAUAAUCCACUUCCCGCUGUCAACCAGGAAGUUGAAUGACGCCUGAUAUUUUAUUCAAAAUACACGAAAAUGUGGUUGGAAGUGAUCUUAUUGAAUUUUCUAAUAAGCAUUUUCCCGGAGAUCUCAGGUUUUGUUAAUUUAGCCCAUACACCUGGGCAAAAACUACAGGGAACUGCAUCUUGGAAUGUUGAUGCUCAUCCCAGUGCCGGGGGUGCUGACAAGGUGGUGGAUGGUGAUACGAGACAGGGCUAUCUUCCUACCUGUGCAAUUGCUGACUACGGUGCCUACACUUAUAAAUCAGUUUGGUGGAAAGUGUGGUUAGACAGAAAAUUCAAUAUAGCUUAUUUGGAAGUCUAUCUGCGUUCAGGCACGACUAUGCGGGCAACUGGUUUCUCCCUGUAUACUUAUGAUGAGGUAUCUUAUGAGCCUCCGAAUGGAAACUCUGGAAGUCUUAUUUUCAAACACGAUCCUAUGUCCGAAUGCCCAAAGUCUUUCUGGAACAUAACUGUGAAUACAUUAGCCCAGGGAAUAGCCUUCUAUAAUGAAAGACCAAGGGGAUUUAGGACAAGCUGUACAACCACAGAUGUAACAAAAACUUCAAUUGAAAUAUGCGAAGUGAGAGUAAUGGGUUGUGACCAAAAUAGAUACGACUUUGGGUGUAGAAAACCAUGCGAUGCUAAAUGUAAGGACAGUCAUUGCGAUGUUUUUAACGGAUCAUGUAUUUAUGGAUGUUCUAAUCCUGAUGCCGUGUCCAUAGAUUGUGUGUGUGAAGACGGUAAGUAUGCUUUUAAUGGAAGAUGUGAACCAUGUGGGCACUGUCAGGUUGGCACGGUGUGUGACAAAGGAACGGGAAGAUGUCCGUCUGGGUGUAAUGAACACUGGAGCGGGGAUCUUUGUAAAGAAUGUGCUGAUGGUUACUAUGGACAGAAUUGUGGUUCCACGUGUGGAAAUUGUCUUCAAGGAUUCUGUGACAAGAAAAGCGGAACGUGUUUGUCUAAUUGUAAACCAAACUGGAAAGAGCCAUUAUGUCAGGAAUGUGUUGACGGUUACUACAGCCAGGAUUGUAGUACAAGAUGUGGUAAUUGUCGAGAAGGUCAUUGUGACAAGAAAACCGGAAGUUGUUUGUCUGGCUGUAAAGUGAAUUGGAAAGAACUUUUAUGUCAAGAGUGUGUUGACGGUUACUACGACCAGAAUUGUAGGACACAGUGUGGGAAUUGUAGAGAGGGACAUUGUGACAAGACCACUGGACAUUGUCCAUCUGGUUGUAAACUGAACUGGAAAGAACCUUUGUGUCAAGAAUGUGUUGACGAUUACUAUGGCCUGAAUUGCAGUACAAAAUGUGGAAAUUGUCUAGAAGGAUUUUGUGACAAGAAAAAUGGAUCUUGUCAAUCUGGCUGCAAACAAAACUGGAAUAAACCAUUAUGCCAAGAAUGCGUUGAUGGAUUUUUUGACAAGGACUGCAGUACACGGUGUGGGCACUGUCUUACAGGAGUUUGUGACAAAACAGAUGGUACUUGUAUGAGUGGAUGUUCACUAAACUGGCAGGAACCCUUAUGUCAAGAGUGUGUUGAUGGAUUUUAUUUCGAGGACUGCAGUAAAUCAUGUGGAGAAUGUCUUGGUGAAGUUUGUGAAAAGAAAAAUGGAUUUUGUAAAAGUGGAUGUUUAAAAAACUGGCAGGAACCUUUGUGUCAAGAAUAUAUUAAUGGAUUUUACGACCAGAAUUGCAGUACACAAUGUGGUAAUUGUCGGACUGAAUUCUGUGAUAAGAAAAAUGGAAGCUGUUUAAAUGGUUGCAAAACGAACUGGGGAGGACCCUUGUGCAAAGUAUUAGCUGAAAGGCAAGACGAGGAGGAAAAUAAUGCCGCCAUUAUCGGAGGAAUUGUUCCAGUGAUUUUAAUUGCAGUAUUAAUCGGUGUUUUAAUAUUAAUAUUUUACAGACGGUAUAAAAACAAUGGAGGAAAAGAAGGCCUCAUGGAAAACGAUAAACAUUUUGGAAGAAAAGCUGAUGGAGGAAGACAUGGGAAAGACAAUGAAACAGAGUUUUUCGAUGAAGUAUGCAAUCCUGGUACUAGUCAAGCAGAUGAAAAUGGAUAUUACAAUACAGAUCUAUUUAUUACAAAUAUAAAUAUAGGAGAUCUACGGAACGUUAUAAAUGAAAAGAACAUGGGAGAAAAUAGCCAAUUCCGUCAAGAAUACAAGCGUCUUCCUCCAGCUAACCUAAGCGUUUGUCAAAGCGCACAGAAGACGGAAAACAAAGCAAAGAACCGGUUCAAAACAACAUUUCCUUAUGAGCAUUCCAGGAUCAUUCUCAAAGAAAUGUGGACAGAUUCUGACAAUGAUUACAUCAAUGCCAACUUUAUAUCGGACUGCAAUGGAGAGAAUCGGUAUAUUGCAGCUCAGGGGCCUAGAGACAACACAUUAAGAGAUUUUUGGAGAAUGAUUUGGCAAGAGAACAUUAAAGAUAUUAUCAUGCUGACAAACUUAGUAGAGAAGGGAAAGAACAAGUGCAGUCAAUACUGGCCAGAUAAAGAUAAAUCAAUAGGAAUUGGUCUCUGCACUAUAUCUCUGAGAGAAGAAACAGUGUAUGCAUUCCAUACAUUGCGAAAACUUUCAGUAGAAAGAAAGGAUCCACCUAGUAAGAGAACUAUCACCCAGUUCCACUAUACCGCCUGGCCAGACCAUGGUACACCACAGGAGCUGGAACUUGUCCAAUUCCAUAGAUUUGUAUCAAGGAGAAUACAUACGGAUGUUCCACUACUAGUGCAUUGCAGCGCCGGAGUUGGUCGUACGGGAACAUUUAUUGGACUUGAUUCACUCCUGACUCAGGGAAGAGACACCGGGCGGAUCAACGUUUUUGAAUUUGUCAAACAAAUGAGAGAGAACAGAAUGACAAUGGUUCAAACCCCAGAACAGUAUAUUUUCCUGCAUGAAGCACUAAACUGUGGAUUCCAGGGCGACUUCCUUCUUUCAAGAGAUGAAUUUCCAACAAAAUCGGAAGCAUUGCUGAAUGACAAUGCCCCCUUAAAUCAAAGAGCUCUUUACAAAGAAUUUAAGGUUUUGGAAACAUUGACAUCCAACUCCAACUUUUUGGCAGACGAGGUCGCUACAAGUGUAGAAAACACCAAAAAGAACUUCAGUCAAGACAUACUACCUGUUUCAAAGUUCCGGCCGUACCUUACCACAUAUGUGAAAGGAAGGAAUGAUUAUAUCAAUGCAGUAAUGGUUCCGUCCUAUAAAAACCCAGCCGGAUUAAUCAUAACCCAAAAACCUCUACCCGACACUGAGAUGGAUCUGUGGAGAUUGUGCUUUGAUCACGAAGUGAAUGCACUGGUGGUCCUUAAUGCCAAGAAUGAGGCAAACGGCUGGUUUCCAAAGAGAGGGUCGUCUAAGGCGUGUGUUCCUUUCACCCUUACAGCUGGCGGUACAGGAAGUAAUAUCAGUGGUGUGUCACAGGACCACGUAGUGAUUUCAGGCGACAACGUGAAGAAAGAAAUAGAGGUUUUCCAAGUGCAGACUGAUGAUAAUGAUACUAUACUUAAAGCCACAGAACUCGUUCUAGAAAAGGAGAAACAGUCACCAUUUACAUCUGUUGUCAUAAGCAAGGACGGAGCAGGACCGGCCGGUAUCCUCUGUGUUUUACAUAACGCCCUGCAACAGAUCAGUAUGGAUGGAGAGGUCGACAUAUUUACAAUAGUACGGCAGUUAAAAGUCAGAAGACCGGAAGUUAUCACAACGCUGGAGGAGUACAGACGAUGUUACCAGCUGGUGUCUCAAUCUGUUUCAACAGAGGGAAUAUAUGCCAACAUGUGACAAGGAUCUCCUUUCUGUUUCAUUUUAUAUAUGAUAUUAUAUAUGUACCAAAUGCAUUUUUCCUAUAUGUGAAAGUAGACAUUUCAUUUAAUAUUUAUUAAACUAGUAAUAGGUUAUUUCCUGAUAAUAAUUUCAUUUGAAAAUAAAAAAGUAAUUUUAAUUAAGAAUUGAUAUGUGUAAAUACAUGUAUUUUGGCAAAAUAUUUAUGUUACAAUGUUACGUACAAAAUGACAAUAAGCCUCGGCAUGAAUUUUUUGUAUUUAAAGCACUUAAAACCAAUCAUGGUAAAAUCUUAUCAAAAUUAAUGUAGAUACCUACAUGUGUCUUGAUUUAAUAAUUAUUUACGGUAAUUUGAAUCACGUAAUUGAUAGUGAUGACACAUUUGAAACAUGAUAUAAAAAAACUGAAAGAGGUGAACGAAGAAAUCUUUUCAAAAAUAGAUAAUAUAUUUUAUUGCAGUUCGAAAUUUUAAAAAUUUUGCAAAUGUAGCUGCUUUCUUUACAGAAUUCUAGAUUUUGUUUUUAUCAAUUUGUAAUAUUUAUCAUUAAAGUCAUUCAAACAUC
Messenger RNA from Saccostrea cuccullata (small rock oyster), 4506 nucleotides. Its product is annotated as receptor-type tyrosine-protein phosphatase alpha-like. The coding region runs from base 203 to 3943 and encodes 1246 amino acids. The transcript is spliced from 30 exons. Gene Ontology annotation, biological process: protein dephosphorylation. Gene Ontology annotation, molecular function: protein tyrosine phosphatase activity. The record is from RefSeq and is a predicted model, not a curated record. Lineage: Eukaryota; Metazoa; Mollusca; Bivalvia; Ostreida; Ostreidae.